AUGUCCAGCGAUCAAAUGUUUCAGGAGGUAAUGACAUUCUGUCCAGGUUUUGAUCAGGAGUUGGUCAAAGAUCUCUGCACUGAGUGCAGAACUGUCGAUCAAGUUAUUCAAUAUUAUCAUGAACAAUCAAAGCGAUCAGCAGCAAAAACAACAAAUACAAAGCCAGAACAUAAGGGCAGAGGUCCUUGCCAAGAUAGACCAUGCGGACCAAAAGAGCCAAGAGAACAAAAAGAGGAUAGAAAGCCAAAGGAGGCCGCUCCAGUUGAAAAGAAGAAGAAGCAGCCAGUCUUUGCUGCAGCUACAGGCGCUACAUGGGGCAACCUUAACUUAGACGAGCAAAAGCCAGAAGAAAAGAUCGCUCAGCCAGUCCAGCAGAAGGCUCCAGUAGAAGAAAAGAAGCCAGAACUAGCUCCACAGAGGAAGCAGGAGAAGCCAAAGGAGGAAAAGAAGCCAGAACCAGCUUCACAGAGGAAGCAGGAGAAGCCAGGGCCAGCUCCAGCUGAAAAACCAGCUGCUACAAUGCUUUACGUCCCAGCCAAAUUAGAAGGCAAGCACAGCAUCAUGUCCUUUGGCACAUUCAAUUCCAAAUCCGAUCAGGCCGUCUUUGCCCCAGAACCAGCCGCCCCAGAGCCAGCUAAACCAAGGCCAACACCAAUCGAAGAACCAAAGAUUGAACCAGUUGUCCAGAAGAAGCAGAAGGAAGAGCCAAAGGUUGAGGAACCAAAGCAAAAGCCAGUAGAAGAGGCCAAGCCAGCUCCAGUUGAACAAGUUCCACAAUUAAACCCAGCUCAGAUCCAGGCUCCACCACAGCCAGCUCCACAACAGGCUCAACCACAGCAACCACAGCCAAAUCUUUACCAAUUCGGCGAUCAGAUGCAGCAGCAACAACCACAGCAAUACGAUAGCAAAUUAUGGGAGGAGUUUCUCCUUUUCCAGCAAUUCAUGCGUUUCAGACAAAUGAAUCAGAACAUGCCAAUGAACCAAAACAUGCAGAUGAAUCAGAAUAUGCAAAUGAACCCAGGAUUCAACCAAAAUUCAUUCCCAGGAUUCAACCCGUUCCGGGGUCAGUACGGUAACGGUCCAAACGGUGGUUUUGGCCAUUAA
This is a messenger RNA of Trichomonas vaginalis G3, 1104 nucleotides long. RefSeq lists its product as uncharacterized. The transcript has a single exon. NCBI's taxonomy places the organism in Eukaryota, Parabasalia, Trichomonadida, Trichomonadidae. The record is from RefSeq and is a predicted model, not a curated record. Bases 1 to 1104 code for a protein of 367 amino acids.